AUGAUAACGAGUUUCCUUCUCCAACAAAGUUAACGACGUGGUCGAAUUUUAGCCGGCAAAUUACUCGCUAGUUAACCCUCGAAUAUAUAAAUACUCCAAGCGCUUUGCGUCGGUAACCUUUAAGGCCAAACUGAUUCUCGUCAAGAGCCCUCUGGAAAGAGAAAUUCGCUUUUCUUAGCGUUUUUUAUUUCGCUCUUCCGAAAUAUUUUCUGUCGUUUUCAGUCACCUUCGAGGAGCAAUCAACUUUGAAACAUGGGUGCGUUCGCUAGUUUGUUCAAGGGUCUCUUUGGCAAGAAGGAAAUGAGAAUUCUCAUGGUUGGUCUAGAUGCUGCUGGGAAAACGACCAUUCUGUACAAGCUGAAGUUAGGAGAAAUCGUCACAACGAUUCCUACAAUUGGUUUCAACGUGGAGACAGUAGAAUACAAGAACAUAAGUUUUACGGUUUGGGAUGUCGGUGGCCAAGACAAAAUCAGACCUCUUUGGCGACACUACUUCCAAAAUACGCAAGGUCUUAUCUUCGUAGUUGAUAGCAACGAUCGCGAGCGAGUUGGUGAAGCGAGAGAAGAGUUGAAUCGGAUGUUAAAUGAAGACGAACUUAGAGAUGCCAUUCUUCUUGUUUUCGCCAACAAACAGGAUUUGCCUAAUGCCAUGAAUGCUGCUGAAAUAACUGACAAGAUUGGCUUGCACAACUUGAGAAAUCGCAUGUGGUACAUUCAGGCAACAUGUGCAACAAGUGGAGAUGGUUUAUAUGAAGGACUAGACUGGCUUUCCACACAACUGAAAAAGGCAUCUAACAUGGGGAGUGUAUUUGGUAAACUGUUCUCUGGUCUCUUCGGAAAGAAGGAGAUGAGAAUUCUCAUGGUCGGUCUAGAUGCUGCUGGGAAAACUACCAUCCUCUACAAGCUUAAACUAGGAGAAAUUGUCACAACGAUUCCAACAAUUGGUUUUAACGUGGAAACAGUAGAAUACAAGAACAUAAGUUUUACAGUCUGGGAUGUUGGUGGCCAAGACAAGAUCAGACCUCUUUGGCGACACUACUUUCAAAAUACACAAGGUCUAAUUUUUGUAGUGGACAGCAACGAUCGUGAGCGAAUUGGCGAGGCAAGAGACGAAUUGAACAGGAUGUUGGGCGAAGAUGAACUUAGAGAUGCUACUAUUCUUGUGUUUGCAAAUAAACAGGAUUUACCCAAUGCUAUGCAAGCAUCGGAAAUCACAGACAAGCUUGGUUUACACACCAUGAGAAAUCGUACGUGGUACAUCCAAGCUACAUGUGCAACAAGUGGAGAUGGUUUAUAUGAAGGACUAGACUGGCUAUCAACUGAACUUAAAAAAGCAACUUAAAAAAGCAACUUAAAAAAGCAUAGUUAAUACUGUUGAACUUUGAGACAUGACAUAGACAGUGUAUUAAAAUAACUUACUCAUUUGAUAAGAUAAUUUCUCCAUUUAUUUUCAAAAACCACUUGAAUUUUCUUCUAGUUCCUUGUUUAAAUUGAUGUUACUUCAGUGAACCAGGCCUUGUUGAAAACUUCACAUGUUGUGUAUUUGUCAACUUCUCACUCAAGCACAUGAGAUUUUUAUCCUCAGAUAGCCAUCAAUUUCAAAGAAAACCUGAUCAUCCACUAAUAUCAGAAGAUGGUCUCCACACAACCAAAGCCUCACAAACUUCUGAAUAUGCUCUUAAGGGCUGAUAGAAACAUGUUCCAGUACUUUUUUCCUUCUAAAACUGAUAGGAUUUGGCUUAUUUGUAAUAAUUCACGUGAAGUUUUUUGCCUUUGGUAAUAGUUCAAGUUUGUGGUUUGAGAGACAUUUUCCAAAAUGUAUGAUACCACCUUAAAUUUUUUCUGUUAGACAUGAAGAUUUGGGUGGAAGGUGUGCUGGUUUGAUAUCAGGUGUGAGAAGUUGCAUAAAUACCAUUGAAUGAAAGUAUGAUUAACAAAUAACUAGUUAUUGUUUAGUUAGGUUUUACUUCCAAGAUGAAGAAAAUUGAACAGAUUCCAAAUAUGCAUAUAUACACUGUCCAAAGCUUCAAUUUUAUCUCUUAACCUUUACACUCCCAUCUUUUUCAUCCAGGAAUGUCCUUUUAGGACAGUAGUCACUAGUGUUAACAGUGUUAAGUAGCAAGAUCAGCACAACAUCGAAAAAAUAAUUUGCUCAGGCUAAGGAAAUUCAGUUCAACAAUUCUGCAUCAUAGCAGUUGAAUUUUUCAACCUAUGAUAAGGACCCUAAACUCCUUAGAUUUGAUCAGUUAUAGGAGUUGCCCAUUCUUCCUGCUAUUCUCUUUAUUUUCCUUGUAAGUUUGUUGAGAGAAUUUUGUGUUAAAACAAGAUAAUGCCCUCUGGUUGUUAAUUUACCAUCAAUUUUUUUUCACUGGGUGGCUGGAUAAAGCUGAUCAUGAAUUUCACAAAGAGAAUUCAGAAUCCCUACUUUGCCAAGACUUUAAUAGCUUUAAUGUCAACCUUACAUUUCUUAUGAUGUUAGUUAGAACUUGUUAAAUAAAAAAAAAAAAUCCCCAACUGAUACUGAAGGAUUAUUUUUUUAUUUGCAAGAAAUAUAAGCCGAGUCUCCAGGAUUCAUGAGUAAUAUUUCCUGGACUUUAAAAAUUGUGAUAAUUCUGAAAGGAUUGCAAGACAACAGCUGACAUUUCAACAAUCUAUUUGUAACUGAAUUUGUUUUUUUCUUUUUAAUGUAAAGCUUGCGAGAGUUGUACUUUGAGUCUCAAUAAAGAAGCACUUAAACAUU
Messenger RNA from Stylophora pistillata, 2739 nucleotides. Its product is annotated as ADP-ribosylation factor 1. Gene Ontology annotation, molecular function: GTP binding; GTPase activity. Lineage: Eukaryota; Metazoa; Cnidaria; Anthozoa; Scleractinia; Pocilloporidae. The record is from RefSeq and is a predicted model, not a curated record.